ACUAGCGCUCGACUCGCGCGCUGCGGCGGUCGCGCCAACUGCCGGCGGCGGGCCGACGAACAUCGAUUUAUACCGUUGCGCAGCCCACGAGGCGGAAGUUGUGCUUCGCGAACAGUUGCUGCCUGUCUGCGGGCGCGCUACGGUCGAGUGGCUGUCGAGUUCCGAUGAGCAACAGCGCGUCCGUUGUGCCGGCACCAUCUGUCGCGUAGCCGUGAACACAUUCGCGUCUCAUUGAUCGGUUCGAUAUACGUGCGGCACCUACGGGAUUUUUUUUUUUUUCCGUUCACCGAACGUUUCCGCGUGGGGGAAAAAGAUGUCGACGAGCAAAGACGACGCGUGGUGUGUGGAAAUGGAACCGCUGGAGAAGCGCACGCGGUUCCAAGUGAACAGGGUCGACGGCGAGGAAGACACGCCCUUGAAGGACGGCGAAGAAGGCAGCGAGAAUGACGAGGACGACGCCGAAGACAACGCGUCCGGGUACGACACCCGGUACGCCAAAAGUUUCCGGCACUUCACCCGCGAGGCCUUGCCGAGAAUGGACAACUACAGGAACAUCAUGUCCAUACAGGCGGCCUACAGACCCACGUUGGACGAGUUGCACAAUGCCACGCUGCAAGGCAAGCAGCAGCCGCCGCCCCCGGCGCAGCCCUCGGACGCGCAGGCCGACCCGGAGGGCGCGCUCAAGUUCGGCUGGAUCAAGGGCGUGCUGGUGCGGAACAUGCUCAACAUCUGGGGCGUGAUGCUGUUCCUGCGGCUGUCCUGGGUCGUCGGCCAGGCGGGCAUAGUUGAAAGUGUAAUACUGAUUCUCGCAACGAGCGUGGUCACUACAAUCACAUCACUCUCGAUGGCUGCCAUCAGCACAAAUGGCAUUGUGAAAGGAGGAGGUACGUACUACAUGAUCUCCCGCUCGCUGGGCCCCGAGUUCGGGGGCUCGAUCGGGCUGAUAUUCUCGCUGGCCAACGCCGUCGCCUGCGCCAUGUACGUGGUGGGCUUCUGUGAGUCCAUGCGCGACCUGCUCAAGUCCCUGGGCACCAAGAUACUGGACGGGGGCGUCAACGACAUGAGGAUUGUCGGCGUCAUCACCAUCUUCGUGCUCCUGGCGAUAGUGGUCGUAGGCAUGGAGUGGGAGUCCAAGGCACAAAUGGUUCUCUUGGUUAUACUGCUCGCAGCUAUUGUAGAUUUCAUCAUUGGCACAUGUAUUGGUCCUUUGAAUGAUGAAGACAAGGCUAGAGGAUUUGAAGGCUACAGCAGCAAGCUCAUAUACGACAACAUGUUUCCUGACUACCGUGUCUCGGAGGGAAUGGAGCACAACUUUUUCUCUGUGUUUGCGGUUUUCUUCCCAGCAGCCACCGGCAUUCUGGCUGGUGCCAACAUUUCGGGUGACUUGAAGGACCCACAAUCUGCUAUCCCGAAAGGCACGCUCUUGUCUGUUCUCAUCACGACACUAACGUACCUGUUGAUGGCCGUCAUGGCUGGGAUGACGGUCCACAGGGACGCGAGUGGAAACGUGACAGAACUGAUGGACGGUUCGUACACCAACUGCACCUACAGGAAGUGCGAGUGGGGCUUGAUGAACAGCAAUCAGGUAGUGGAGAUGGUAUCUGGCUUUGGACCGCUCAUAUAUGCGGGAUGUUUUGCAGCUACCAUUUCGUCUGCUCUCGCAAGCUUAGUGUCGGCACCAAAGGUGUUCCAGGCGUUGUGUCGUGAUAAUUUGUACCCUUACAUUUCCUGGUUUGCCAAAGGAUACGGCAAGAACAGUGAACCAGUCCGUGGCUACAUUUUGACCUUCUUUAUUGCUGUCUGCUUCAUCCUUAUAGGCGAACUCAAUGCCAUUGCACCUCUUAUUUCCAACUUCUUCCUAGCUGCGUACGCACUGAUAAAUUUCAGCACAUUCCAUGCCUCGCUGGCAAAACCUCUUGGAUGGAGACCCAAGUUCAAGUACUACAACAUGUGGCUCAGUCUGGUUGGAGCAGUGAUCUGCGUGGUGGUCAUGUUCCUCAUCAGCUGGUGGACUGCUCUGGUGACGCUGGCCGUGGAGUUGGCUCUCUACCUGAUUGUAGCGUACAGGAAACCAGAUGUGAACUGGGGCUCGUCGACCCAGGCGCAGAUGUACAAAGCCGCGCUGAUGUCCGUGCAGCAGCUGAACAACGUGGAGGACCACGUGAAGAACUACCGGCCGCAAAUCCUCGUGCUGUCCGGCAUGCCCAGCCAUCGCCCGCCCCUGGUGGACUUCGCCUACCUGCUGACGAAGAACCUGUCACUCAUGUUGUGCGGACACAUCAUCUGGGGCCCGCUGACCCACCGCGAGCGGAGCACCAUGAACCACAAAGCGCAGAACUGGCUCCGUGCUCACAAGAUCAAGUCGUUCUACGCGGAGGUCGACGAGAUGGACUUCGAGGAAGGGACCCGGGCGCUGCUGCAAGCCUCGGGGGUCGGCAAGCUGCGUCCCAACGUCGUGCUCCUCGGCUACAAGGCCGACUGGAGCUCGUGCGACAAGUCUCACCUGGCUUCCUACUUCAACGUCAUACACAAAGCUCUGGACAUGUACAUGGCAGUGGGGAUCCUGCGUCUGCAGAACGGCCUCGACUACUCCAAGAUGAUUGACGGCACGAUCACGGCUAAUGGCACGUCCGGCUUGGUGAAGAAAGCAAUUGCGCAAGGGUCUCUGGAGUCUCUGCGCCGCAACCAGUCAUUCUCGCAGCUCUCACAAGCUAGCAGUGAAAGCGACAUAUCAGCACCAGAAACCCCCAAUCUAAAUGACAGUCGAGUGAGCACUGAUCCAAAUGCGAAGGAAGAAAAGAUAAAGACGGUAUCGAGAAGAAACAGGCGGAAGAGAGAAUCCAGGAGUGAUGUCUACAGGGGCCCAGAUGGCGCAGAGUUGCCAAAAUCGGUCAUAAACACUCUCACGCAGUUUCAGCGCAAACAGAAGAAAGGUAGCAUUGAUGUUUGGUGGCUCUAUGAUGAUGGAGGCUUGACGCUGCUGCUGCCGUACAUCAUCAACACUCGUCGCAACUGGGCCAGCUGCAAGCUGCGGGUGUUCGCCCUCGCCAACAAGAUGGACGAGUUGGACUUGGAGCAGAGAGGGAUGGCGAGUCUGCUGGCCAAGUUUCGCAUUGACUACUCGGCCUUGAAAAUAAUCCCAGACAUCACCAAGAAACCUCAAGACUCAACCGUGUCAUUCUUUGAGAACCUUAUUUCAAACUUUGUAGUGACAACUGAAGAUGCAGAUACUAAUGGAAUUGGUAUCAGCGAAUCUGAGCUGCUCUCAAUGAAGGACAGAACCAACAGGCAUUUACGGCUGCGAGAACUUCUGAUGGAGAAUUCCAUGGAUGCUAAUCUUGUCGUCAUGACGUUGCCGAUGCCGCGGAAGAGUGUCGUGUCCGCCUCUCUGUACAUGGCGUGGCUGGAGACACUCACUCGUGACAUGCCGCCGUUCUUUCUGGUGCGAGGGAACCAGACAUCCGUCCUCACCUUCUACUCGUAGGCCCACCGACCAAUCACUUGCCAUGUCUUCCCCAGGGACCAGCCUUCACGGAGCCGGCACAUCACGUACACAGAGCUUUAUUUACAAGUGUCUUUCCAGUUGCAGAAAGCCUAAAUAAUGCAACAAGUGUAGCUGCUCGUUGUAUGCUCAGGGUCAUUUACUGUAGCUAGGUAACAUUUGUAUGUGUGGGAAAAUUUUGUAAAAUUUUUUUCAGAGGAUGUAGUAUACAUUAUGUAGUUCUUCUGUGAUACUUACAAAUGGUAAUAUUACUUCAUCAAGCUACAAAACUACCGUAUUUACCUGCGUAUGGGUCGCAAAUUUUAUGCCAAUGUUUUGUUAAGUAAAAUGUACUGUGACCAAUUAUGCGAACUUUCCAUUUUGGGUGAAAAAAUUUAACACUGCAAUGUUGUGGUUGACUGUGUGCUUGCAUAUCUAGCCUGUGUUGGUUUUUAAUGUCACGAGUAAAUAUAAAUUGUUUAAUUAAAAUAGCUCAGCAGUGCGUGUAAGGCAUCAUGAACUGCACUGUUAAGCUACGUCUGCCAGCGCCGGGCUGUGAAGCUCGGCAAGAGAGGGAAUCUAAAAAUAAACCAGCCAGAGAGAGAGGAGGGGAGUCCGUGUGUGGCGAUGCAGUAGUGUUUAUGGUUAUUCUUCCCUUUCUCAAUGUUGUAAAUGUUCAUGAACUGGCACCUUACCCAAUCAUCAUGUUUCUAUCUCGACAGGAUUUUGUGACAAAACUGUGUUCAAAACAUUGUUUUUUUGCAUGAGAUUUCCUACGCUUUCUACCGAAACAUUUCAUUUUUGACCAAACUGAUGUAAAUAGCAUGCUUAUUAUUGAAUGGCAGUUAUGUAUUAUUGAAUGGCAGUCUUUUCUCUCUUGGCAAAGGUAACGGGUAAAAAAAAAUAGACAAGGGGGGAGGGAACCACUUUGUAUUUUGUUAGAUAGUGCAAUGGCGAGUUGUAUUCCACUGGAGACAGCUUUAUGGUACGACUCAUAUUCAAGGGCGACAAUAAUUACAGUGAGUCCAAGAUUUUUUUGCCUAAAAUUAAGGAUGCAACCCAUACAAAGGGGCGACUCCUCUGCAAGUAGAUACGGUAUAUAAAUAGUUUUCAAAACAAUUGUACUAAUAUUUUUCAUAGUAAAUUAAAACUGUAAUGUCUUGAAAUUAUUUUAUUUUAAUUUAAUUUAGAAAUAUUGCUUAAUUUUCUAAGUGGUAUUUUAUGCAGUAUUCUUGUCUGUAGAAUAUAGAUAAUUUUAUUAAUUUUAUGUAUUAACCUACCUUAAAGGUUAUAAGUUUUGUACUAAUGAAAAUUUAUCAGUAUUUGACAUUGCAGUGUCAUUGUGGUAUUACGUGUAUUUUCACUGCUUUUGUUAGCUUUAUUUUUUAGUCUCCAUUGUUGAUUUUUCUUGGGAAUGAAUCUGAUCAUGCAUCUGAAAUAUGUUCUGUUUGCAUGCAUUGCCAAACUGAAAAUAGUGUAUGAAAGCAAAUGUGUAUUCCAUGUAUACAGCUAUAACAUUACAAGAAGCUGUUUUUGUUGAUUAUUUUUUACAGUAUUAAAUAAUGUUUUUAAUUACUGUCAAGAGGAGGAUAAUAUAAAUAAAAACAAAUUUUAUAAA
Bacillus rossius redtenbacheri is the source of this 5099-nucleotide messenger RNA. RefSeq names its product bumetanide-sensitive sodium-(potassium)-chloride cotransporter (gene Ncc69). The record is from RefSeq and is a predicted model, not a curated record. The transcript is spliced from 19 exons. Gene Ontology annotation, molecular function: sodium:potassium:chloride symporter activity. Gene Ontology annotation, biological process: sodium ion homeostasis; cell volume homeostasis; chloride ion homeostasis. The coding region runs from base 314 to 3484 and encodes 1056 amino acids. Gene Ontology annotation, cellular component: membrane. NCBI's taxonomy places the organism in Eukaryota, Metazoa, Arthropoda, Insecta, Phasmatodea, Bacillidae.